Molecule: messenger RNA, 1676 nt
Organism: Trichogramma pretiosum
Lineage: Eukaryota; Metazoa; Arthropoda; Insecta; Hymenoptera; Trichogrammatidae
Exons: 7
Coding region: 266-1546 (426 amino acids)
Biological process (GO): signal transduction
Molecular function (GO): protein binding
Source: RefSeq, a predicted model, not a curated record
AUAAAAAUUGUUCAACUAAAUUUGUAAUUUCGCGCCUUUGGCAAAAACAUUCAGAUAACAGAUGCAAAAACUUUUUAUAGAAUGCCUCGUUUUUAUUGAUAUCAGUGAGCGCACGUACAUUUUUUUGUUGAUAUGUCAUAGUGAGUAUAGGUGUCUGCUUAGAAUAAAACCACAGAACAAUAUAAAACAUUGAACAAGCUAAUGAUGUUUUAUAUUUUUUUACUGGAACUAAGUCAAACUAUAUAGUGAUACUACUAUUAUCAGCAUGAAUUCCAACAUUAACAAAAACGUUUCUGAUUUAGAAUCAGAACUAGAAAAGCUUAGACUAGAAGGUCUUACAAAACAUGUGGGUAUGGCUGAACAAUCUUCAGCAGUGAUUGACGUAGCAUCAACUAUUCAUUCAUCAUACCUAUUUGAUGAAAUAGGUAGAUCUUUAUUACAACAUAUAUGUCUUAUAGUAAGCUCAACAGCUUCUGGAAGAUUUUAUGGAGAUUGGAAAAGCUUUGGAAUUCAACUGGGUUUGACACAAGAACAAAUAAAAUGCAUCGAAUAUGAUUUUAUAGGCUUGCAAGAUCCUACAUACUAUGUAUUGUUAGCAUUUGCACAACAUAAUGAGGCUACAUUGGAUAAAGUUGUCGAUGCAUUUGACGCAAUAAAACGGAAAGAUGUUAUAAACCGAGUUAUGCAUCAUUUUGAUAACUUUUACCUUAAAAUACAAGAGACAAAAUAUAAUGAUUUCAAAAAUGGAAUGUAUCGGCCAAGUACCUUACCAAGAGCUCCAUUAGUUCUAUGUCCCACAAAUGUGAAUCAAGAGUCAACAACAUUGACUUUAGAUGAAGUUUCUUCAUGUAAAGAUGAAGUUUCUUCACAUAAAGAUGAAGUUUCUAUGUGUAAAAUCAAUGUGUCAAAACCACCAAAAGAAGAAAUUGUUAUUCCAAAAAACAAUUCUAUUAAAGAGCCUAAUAUAAUGGCAUUUACUACCUUACCAAAAAUUAAGGUAGAACACAAUAUUCUUGUGAAUUCAAGUCCCUCACAUGCAAUUUCCAAAUUAUCAAAGGAAAAUUUGAAAAAUAAGAAAAAAUAUAACUGUAUAAUUAUGUUAACGUUUGCUGAGGAUGGGAAAUCAGUAGCAGAAAAAGUGGCUGAAAAAUUGAGAAACAAUGUACCAAGAAUAGGAGUACUAAUGUUUCAAGAACAAGAAAAGCAUGUUUUAUCAGGAGCUGAAGAGUUUAUAGAAGAUUGCUUUCAUCAGGUCAAUUACAUAAUACCAAUAUUGACACCUAUUUAUUUAGAAAGACUACAAGGUAAUGCACAUAAUAUGAUAGAUAUCAGAAAUUUAGAUGUAAAGUAUCUCCGAUAUAUUUUUUGUUUGAUGCGUUAUGAAUAUCUACGAGAUUCCUGUUUGAAUAGAAGAGUUCGAUGUUUGGUUCCUGAUCUUGAAUUACGUAAAGUGCUUUCAUACUUUAUGCAUCCUGUUUUACAAGCUUGGUUUAAAGUAAGUGACUUGGAUGAGUUUGCAGAUAAAAUUGCAUCGAAAGAAUUGUAAACUUUAACAUUAAUUUUUUGUGAAUCAAUGUAAAUUCUUUAAUUUAUUAUUAUAAAAGUGCCUUAUUGGAAUUGAUAAUUCUAAGAUGUAUCUAUUUUUAAUAUAUUUUAUAAAUUGUUGUCUAUUUUAA